Messenger RNA from Bombyx mandarina (wild silkworm), 1422 nucleotides. RefSeq lists its product as uncharacterized. Gene Ontology annotation, molecular function: nucleic acid binding; zinc ion binding. The record is from RefSeq and is a predicted model, not a curated record. Lineage: Eukaryota; Metazoa; Arthropoda; Insecta; Lepidoptera; Bombycidae.
UUUUUGUUUAUAAAUUUGACAGACGCAUUUCCACAUCCUCGACUUGUGUUUGCGCUUUUUAUGCGAUAAAUUUUAAUAGAAGACCUGUUGCAGUUUGAACAGUACAAUUCUAAACAUAUAUUUAACUACCCCCUAAUCUUGUUAAUUUUCCCUUUGAGAUUCUGAAUAUGACUCUGGGAACAUAUAACAGGCAUCAGGCUGAGAGGAAAAAGCAAGCAGCUCUGGCUGCUGCUUUUCCUCAAGGCAUAAGAUGCCAGAAGUGCUUGGAGUUUGGACACUGGAGCUAUGAGUGCAAGGGCAAACGCAAGAUCCUAGUUCGUCCUUCACGUACACGAAUCAUGCAUAAGAAUCUGAAAGCCAAAGAAGAAGGUCAAUGCAGCAAUGGCAGCUGCAAGAUACCCAACAAGAAAAAGCGUGAAGAGGACUGCAAAGACUGCUCAGACAAGAGCUCAUCGGAGAGCUCUUCUGAUUCGUCAUCGGAGGGUUCGAGCUCGUCUGGUAGUGACAGCAGCAGUGAAUCGGAGAGCGAGUCUGAUUCAGAGAGCAGCAGUGGUUCUGAAUCUGGCAGCGAUUAAGACAAGAAAAUGUAAGCGUUGAUAUUCUUUUCAAUGCUAGAGGGAAGAUGCUUAUUCUCAGAUGAGUUUUGAACUUGAUGCUAGUCUAUUAUUGUCUUGUAUAAUUCUUAUUUUCAACAAACUUAUACUUCCAAAUUUUUAUUUUCUUAUUUCCUAACUAAUUUUAUUUAUCCUUUCUUCAAAUUCCUUCAUUGAAUAGUUUUUGAGUCGAAAUACGUCACUCUCUAGUAUUAAAAGAAUUUUCUUAAAUAUAAGUUCAUGUAAUAAAUUGAAAAUAAAUUUGCAAAAGCGGGUUAUAAUUAAUUUGAUGCUGGACAUUGUUUUCUUUUAAUUUAUUAUUUAAAUAUCUCGCUGUUUCGUUUGUAUUUACCAGUACCAUUUGAUAGAAAAUGGGCAGACAGCUUUUUACGUCUAAAAAUAUUUUGAACACAAAAAAUAUAAAUGGUAUGUAGUUUUUAAGAUUUUAACAUUAUUGUUGUAUGUGUGUGUCGAUAAUCGUAAUUUUAGUGUUGUAUCUUGUAUGUUGUGAAAGUAUUCAUUUUACAGGCCAAGAGCCAAUAAAGAAUUUUGUCAAGGACUUAAACAAGAUCUUACUUUCAUACACUUAUUGAGGCUUUUAGUUAGCACUUAAGUUUAGAUUCAUUGAAUUAUUGAGUGUGAGAUUUUAAUAAUUUUAAGUAGAAUUUAAAUUAGAAUAAAUUUGUUUACAUCCGCAAACUGCAGUUUGAUUUUGUAAAAUAUUAGGAAUGGUUUAUUAUUCUGUAGAUUUCAACUCAAUAUUAGAUUCUUGCAUUGUCAUAGACAUAGUAUAUUGUUAAAAAUAUUUGUGUAUCAUUAGCAAUCUUAU